AUGCCGGGUCUAUUGCGCGAGAGCGGCAGCGGUGGCACGGCUGACACCAAGAGCCAGUCAAGCGGCACAUCGUACUGGUGGUUCGUGGUUGGCGCCGUUCCGGUGGCCACAUUCCUGCUCGUCACCAUACCCAUCGCCGCUUUCCUCAAGAGCUUCGUGGGGUUCGACAGAGUACGAAUAUGCGAGAGCCGAGCAUGCAGGGAAGCCGCCCAGUUCUACGAGGCGAUCAUCGAGCGCGGACGCACGGACCCGUGCGAAGACUUCUACUCGCACGUGUGCCGCAAGUGGUCGCACAACGCGCGCAUUCCCCCGUACUCGAGAAAGUUCUCGUUCGACGACUGGAUCGUCUCGGACAUCGAGAAGACGCUUUUCGCGGAGGUCGAAGCUUCGAUCACGGAGCAAGGACAGAUCAUGAACCAAAUGACUCACAUUCCUGUCCGGAAGUUCGAGGCAAUCUUCGCAGCAUGUCAGAACGCAGAACGCAACAGCAGCAUGGAGGACAUCAAAAAGAUGCCACGCAUCCUGGGACUGGAGCACUUUCCGUCACUAGACCCUGAAGGCGACCCUAAGAUCUCCGUGAUCGCCGCUAAGCUGGCCAAGAACUUCGGCCUUUUCCCGCUUGUCAAAGUCCAGAUGAGAGUAGACCCCAAUGACUACUCUAAGGUCAUCAUCUACUUGGACGAACCAGAGACAACGGCGCUACCCAAGUUCAUUCUCUCGACCACGGAAUCUUCAAAUUGGCUUCGACAAAGUGUCUGUGACGCCAUGCUGUCCGUGUAUGGUAUCGUACCGACGAAUGACCAAUGGGACACACUGUGCGACAACAUUCAGGCCUUCGACAUUGAACUCAUAAAGAGGCUGAGGUACGCUGAAGGUCACCGCGCUGGCAUGUACUACGACAAAAAAGUGCUGAAGCUGAAAGACCUUGACAACUCGUUUUACUGGAAUUGGAUGACAUUUCUCAAGACCGUAUUCGAAGGAUCAUCCACAAGCAUCGGUCCACAGACGAAAAUUCUCGUCGGCAACGUGAAAUACGUUUCCGGCUUGGCCCGGUUCUUGCAGAAGCAGUCCAAGGACGUCAUCUACAACUACCUGGGAUAUCGCGUGCUGCUGCGCCUCGGCCUGCUCUACCGGACUCACGAGAAGCACGUGAAGACGCUGUUCUACCGCUACCAUCUCGGCUACAAGACGGAGCCGGAGCGGUGGCGCCUCUGCUUGCGCUACGCCGAGAAGAGCAUGCCCACAGCCGCGUCCUGGAUCUACCACAUGUGGAUCAAGAAGAAGUUCGGCCUCAAGGGUGACAAGCUUUGGAUCAAAUUCUUCAACGUGUACCGGAAGAUCUACGAAAGCGUGGACUACUCGUACGCAUACAGCUACCUGACUACUGCGGACGCCAGAGUCGAGGCUUACCGCAAGCUGAAGGAUGUGCGGCUGCAGCUGUUUUUCAUUAACGCCACCAUGACAGAUCCACUACUCAAGCUCUACGGCGGUCAGGAAACAAAAAUAAAUGUCAACGCUCCGGUGCCAGGAAUCUACCAGAUGACAAAGCAUUACUGGAACAACUACUUCUCCAUUGGCAAAAACGGUCGUGAGCUCGACAUUGCGUACACAGGGUCGAUCUUCGACAUCUACAGCACGUACCACUACGACCUAAAUUCUUUGUACAUUUCCCAUGGCGCGUUUCACGGACCCAUGUACGCAAGGGACAACCGUCUGAUUUUGGACUUGGUAAAGAGCGGCUACAGAAUUGGUAGGAACCUACUUAAAGCAAUCGACGAAAGAGGCGGCUACAUCGACUCCGAACACGCGCGUGAAGACUGGAUGGGCUACUACACCCGGCAGAGGCUCAUGGCAAACAAGCAGUGCGUCUUCAAGCAGUACACCAGCAAGAGGGUCCCUGAAAGCCGUCUCAAGCUGAACGCCAACGCAACUAUCGAUGAAGACAUGAUUGACGUCGCCAUCGUGACGCCGCUUUUAAGGUUCUUCAGGAAACUCAUCUACGAGAAGGCCUACCCCUUCCCAGACUACAGGCUGCAGGGUCUGCACCACGUAUCCUCAGACCAGCUUUUCUUCUACUCCUUGGCAGAGUCUUUCUGCGAGAAGACAACGCGCGAGGCAGUGGACGAGCUCAUCAACAACGGUACCUUCAGCCCCAACAAGUACCGCAUCAACAACCCACUGCGCAACUCCCAGCACUUCACAAAGGCCUUCGCAUGUCCCGAGACGAGCCAGAUGAAUGCCGGCCGGGAGAGCUGCGACUUCUGGUCCACAUUCCGGAAGGACUUUUGACACAGCGCACGCCCCGCCACAGAACAUCGCUGUACAAAAUACAACUGUGCCUCACACUUGAA
Molecule: messenger RNA, 2351 nt
Organism: Rhipicephalus sanguineus (brown dog tick)
Lineage: Eukaryota; Metazoa; Arthropoda; Arachnida; Ixodida; Ixodidae
Product: neprilysin-1-like
Exons: 21
Coding region: 1-2289 (762 amino acids)
Biological process (GO): protein processing
Cellular component (GO): plasma membrane
Molecular function (GO): metalloendopeptidase activity
Source: RefSeq, a predicted model, not a curated record